CUUGGCACUUGGUUUGGCUUUAACUUCCUUCUCUGUAAAAACACAAAGCUGCUAUGCUAUGUAAGUUCCUUUGGUCCCUUCUCUUUGUAAACUAAACCCUCCUUAAUUCUCAACCAUCUAUUUCCACAACACACACACAAAUACAUGGCUCUGUAGAUAAAAAGAAAAAAGGUAAGAUUUUAAUAAACAAUAGGAAAAAUUAGAAAGUUCAAAUCUUUAUUGUUGUAUUCGGUAUAUAAAUUCGAUUGGGUAUUCAAUUUAUAUGGGAAAAUCGCUUGCCGCUUCGACCAGGAUUCACAAUCUUGCGAAGCAUCUAAAACCCUCAAAACACGCAAAACCCACAUCCCGAACUCAGCGCCCAGGCGGAGACAAGUCGAAGAAGAUGGAAAGCAGCGCCGAUAUAGUAAACGUCAACAGCUGUAGUGGCAACGGCAACAGCAGCACGCGCCUGCCUCUAUCAGAGGUUGUGUCGGAUUGCGUGAAGAGGUGGUUCAAAGACACCCUCAAAGAAGCCAAGGCUGGGGAUAUCAACAUGCAGGUUUUGGUUGGUCAAAUGUAUUAUAGCGGAUAUGGAAUACCUAGAGAUGCUCAAAAGGGAAGAAUUUGGAUGACAAGAGCAUCAAGGAUUCGGUCUUCAGUUUGGAAAGUUAGCGAUAAGCAUCCAGGUUAUAAUGCAAGUGAUUCAGACUCAGAUGAAUUGAAGGGUGAUUCUUAAUAAUACCAAAUUGGUUUCAUGACCAAAACAAUUACAAUGGAUGAUGUUGUUGCUGUUCCUCCCCGGGAUUUAUAUGUUUGUGACAAUCUCUAUUCUUUUUCCCUGCUCCUCUUUUCCACACCCUUUAUCUGAUUUAGUUUCCCUCAGGUGUAUGUGUUCAUGCUGUUUAAUAUGUUGAUAUGAAUGGUUAAUUGCACUUUCAAGACAAUCUUUGUGAGUUAAAUAUUGGAUUUUAUUUUCUUUUUUUUUCCAAAA
This is a messenger RNA of Hevea brasiliensis (rubber tree), 970 nucleotides long. RefSeq lists its product as uncharacterized. Gene Ontology annotation, molecular function: protein binding. Bases 263 to 715 code for a protein of 150 amino acids. The record is from RefSeq and is a predicted model, not a curated record. NCBI's taxonomy places the organism in Eukaryota, Viridiplantae, Streptophyta, Magnoliopsida, Malpighiales, Euphorbiaceae. The transcript has 4 exons.